Messenger RNA from Ustilaginoidea virens, 1494 nucleotides. RefSeq lists its product as uncharacterized. The transcript is spliced from 4 exons. Bases 1 to 1494 code for a protein of 497 amino acids. The record is from RefSeq and is a predicted model, not a curated record. NCBI's taxonomy places the organism in Eukaryota, Fungi, Ascomycota, Sordariomycetes, Hypocreales, Clavicipitaceae.
AUGGCGGGAAAAGGCCCAGACGAGAAGAAGCGGCCAGCCGCGCUCAACCUGACGCCCAAGCGCUCAGAUUCCUCGUCCACAGAGGGUUCGCUCAAGGUGCCGCGGACGCCGCGUUUCGCGGAAGCGACCUCUGUGCACUCCCCCGUUGAUACCAACAAGUCGCCCUUUGCCGACCCCGAGAAGCCCCAGACGGGCGACUCGCAACCCGGCAUGGUCGGCUUCGGCUACAUCAGCAACGGCCGCGACUGUGCUGCCACCGGGCCCAAAUCUCCCCUCAAGAGCGCAAUGAAGGUCCCCGGAACGCCGGCCAGGCAGUUCUCCAACCCGCUCAGCCCGACGUUCCGCGAGGAGGAGUUCCUGGAGAAGCGCGAGGCUCAGAACGACAAGGAGCAAGCCAAGGACAUUAAAAUCAAAACCCGGGUCCGUAUGGCCAAGUUUGCCUUGCGAGGAGUCAACUUUGGCUGCUCCCUCAUCAUCCUCUCCAUGCUGUCAACCUCGUUUGCCAUCUUCAACUCGACCAAGUCCCUGGCUGCCGCCAGCAAGUUUACGCCGUGGGCUCCAAACACGGAAAAAACCGCUUGGCCGCAGAAGCUGACCCUUGCCAUGGCCUGCGUGUCCCUGUUUACUUGCAUCCUGGUCUUUGUCGCCUACUGCCGCGGCGGGCACAAGAGGGCCACAAAGGUCAACACGUACUACACCAUGUUUGCUAUCGGCUGGUUCAUCCUGAGCAUGCUUCUCUGGCUCAUCACCGCCGUCAUCUUUCAGCACAGCAAGGACAACAGCAACAACAAGGACAUGUGGGGGUGGGCAUGCGUCAACAACCAGCGCUCGCAGAUCUACGCCGACAAGAUCGACUACGUCCUCGUCUGCCGCCUGCAGAACUGGACCCUCAUUUGCAUCAUCAUCGAAAUCGUCGUCGAGGUCAUCAGCAUCUCGCUCUACAGCAUCAUCUUUUACCGCUUCUACUCGAAGCGCCGCCUCAUGAAGUCCAUGGACAUGCGGGACCGCGCCCGAUCCGACCUCUACCUCGCCCAGCUGCGCUCGCAGUCCGCCCCCAACACCCCCGGCUUCGCUCCCAAGUCGCCCGCCCUGAGCCACUACGCCAUGUCCCCCCGCCACCCGCCGGCGGCUUACCGAAACCUCUCCGACAUUGACGAGUCGAGCCCCUUCACCCCUGGAGGCAGCGUCGCCGUGGCCCAGUCCCAGUUUGCGCCCCCGUCCCAGACCACCUUCAAGCUUCAGGCGCCCCCUGCCAAGGCGCCGUCGGCCACGCCCAAGACCGUCCCGGCUGCCUUUUCACUUUCCGCCGCCGCCGCCGCCGCCGCCGCUGCUCCGACGCCGGCAGCACCACCUGCCCAGUCCGCCGCGCCGCAGCACGCGCCGCAAGCAGCCGACGAGCCGACAUACGACGCCGUCCCUAUUCCCGGCGCCUAUGCCGGCCAGGCCAUCAAGAGCCCGCCGCCUCAUCAAGCUGCCUUUGGCCAAGCAAGCUGA